GUCUCCACGGAAGAGGCAUCUACUCUGCACGGAGUCAACUCGUGGACGUUUUAGAGGACCCUGACUGGCGAGACGAGAUCGUUCCGCUUCAAACUUCUGACAGCAGACGCGUGCUCCCAGAUUUAUUUGGCAGGAGACAAACUCUACCCGUUCGGAGAAUGACGUUCGACAGCAUUUCUUGCACGACCGAUGUACGCGAAUACGCGCGAGAAAUCGUGCACUCGAAACAGCGGAACGACGCUAGAGGCUUCUAUAUCGUCGAUCUGAAGAAUGUACUCUACAAAAUUAAUCUCUGGAAAGAGUCCUGUCCCCGGAUCCAACCAUUUUACGCCGUUAAAUGUAAUGACGAUCCCAUGGUUCUGACCCUGCUGGCCCGAUCCGGAGUGAACUUCGACUGCGCCUCGAUGCAAGAAAUCAACAAAGUGCUCUCGUUGGGAGUGGAUCCUUCCAGGAUUGUAUACGCUCACCCCGUCAAAACGAUCAAAUACAUACAAUUCGCCCGGCGCAGCGGCGUGUCCAGAAUGACGUUUGAUUCUCUGGAUGAACUCUAUAAGAUUCGAGAAUUCUACCCCGAAGCGAAUUUGAUUGCUCGAGUUAAAGUUGAUGACGGCGGCUGCGUAUUCAAGCUGUCGAAAAAAUUCGGAGCCACUGAAAAGACAUCCAUGUAUCUCUUAGAAGAAGCUCACAAGCUGGGUCUCAACAUCGUUGGUGUCUCUUUCCACGUAGGCUGCUCGAAGAAAUCGUGCGUGAUGUUCACCAAUGCGAUCGAGUCCGCUCGUCGACUUUUUGAUUAUGGUGAGCGACUUGGAUUCGACAUGAAACUUCUAGAUAUCGGCGGAGGCUUCCCCGGAUACAGGGGCUGUGAGGCUGAGUUCGGCGAACUCGCCACCGCCAUCAGCACCGUGAUCGACAAUCUCUUCCCGAAAAAAGGAGCUUAUGAGAUUAUCGCUGAGCCUGGGACGUUCUUCGUCGCAUCGGCCUUCACCCUCUUCUCCAGGAUUAUCGGGAAAAAGAUUUUCAACGAGGAUCAUAAUGGAAUCUGGCGUCGAGAUGAGAACAACAAUGAAAUUGAUGACGUCCCGGCGCCCAACAAAUGCAAUCUACAGUGUGCCGAAAACCACAGAACGGCUGAAGUUGUGGCCAACAAAAGAGUCGAAUAUUACAUCAAUGACUCGGUGUACAUGAGUUUCAACAUGUGCUUCUUCAACGAGGACAUCAUACGUCCCGAGCCUCUGCAAUUGAAAGAGAGAUCAUCAUGCCCGCGCGUCACCAGUGCAAUUUGGGGCAAUACUUGUGACGGAGUGGACAAGGUCAAAGCGCGUUGCUCGCUACCGGAGAUGAAAACAGGCGACUGGCUCAGUUUCGACUCCCUGGGCGCUUAUUCCUGCGUUUUGGAGACCGGAUUCAACGGCAUGGAUGUUCCUGAGAGGAUCUAUAUCCAGUAGCAUAUCAUCUAAUUCACUGCUCUUAUAUUUGGAGUUCGUUCCGUCGGGCGCUGGUUUUCGUGGCCGCAGACGUUGUUGUCUCGUCCGAGAGAGAAAAAUACUCAAUCUCGUCGAGCGGGGAAUUCGGACGUCAACCCCCUGACGUGGUCGAGUGCAGUUGUUCCUAAGCUCUCUUUCGGACUUCCUUCCAGCCUGCGAUUGAUAAACGAGACCGCAGCCCGUAUCGAGUAUAUAAUUUACCCAAUUACGAAUAAAUUGCCCCUGGUCGCGGCGAUCGUGUAAUUCGAUCGCAUAUCGCGUAUCGAGCAAU
Molecule: messenger RNA, 1755 nt
Organism: Galendromus occidentalis (western predatory mite)
Lineage: Eukaryota; Metazoa; Arthropoda; Arachnida; Mesostigmata; Phytoseiidae
Product: ornithine decarboxylase
Exons: 8
Coding region: 159-1445 (428 amino acids)
Cellular component (GO): cytoplasm
Molecular function (GO): ornithine decarboxylase activity
Source: RefSeq, a predicted model, not a curated record